ACUGCCUACUGCAGCCGCGGGAGGCUACUUCCGUUCCGCACAGGGCGACAGGCAGCAGCCAGCCUCGACUGUGGCGGAGGUCCAGACACAAUAAGACCGGUGUUUCGUACCUCUGGCACAUCUAAGAACUGCAGGACAGCUGCCCUCGAGGACUGGAGUUUGACACCUGUGCUAGGGUUGCGCCUCUUCUCCAAUCCAAACCGGAAUGUCGGAUGAGGAUUCCCGAGCCAGCACCAGCUCUUCCUCAUCGCCGCCUUCCUCCAGCCAAAGCAGACAUCGGGACCUGCAGGGAAAGAAGAAACGGGAGAGCAAAGCCAGCAUGAGCAAGACCUCCAAGCUGCUUUCCACCAGCGCCAAAAGGAUUCAGAAAGAGCUGGCUGACAUUACACUGGACCCUCCACCAAACUGCAGUGCUGGUCCAAAAGGAGACAACAUCUACGAGUGGAGGUCGACCAUCCUGGGACCACCGGGCUCCGUGUACGAGGGAGGAGUCUUCUUCCUGGACAUCGCCUUCACACCCGACUACCCAUUCAAACCCCCAAAGGUAACGUUUCGCACGAGGAUCUAUCACUGCAACAUCAACAGUCAGGGAGUGAUCUGUCUGGACAUCCUGAAGGACAACUGGAGCCCCGCCCUCACCAUCUCCAAGGUGCUGCUGUCCAUCUGCUCCCUGCUCACAGACUGCAACCCAGCUGAUCCACUGGUGGGAAGCAUCGCCACGCAGUACACGACCAACAGAGCCGAACAUGACCGAACAGCCAAACAGUGGACAAAACGAUACGCCACAUAAACCCACCGGACGCCAGUGGGAGGAAGAGGAGGAGCAGGAGGAAGAGGAGGGCCGGGGUGGGGGGUGAUCUGUGUUGUUUGUGACGGGGGUUAUUUUUAGCUCAUAUUUUUAGUACUUUGUCGGCUAUAUUUUUUUUGCUUCCUGGUUAAGUUAUCGUUGUGAACAUGGUAAUAAAGGAACACAAUGGAACAUCUCA
This is a messenger RNA of Xiphophorus maculatus (southern platyfish), 986 nucleotides long. Its product is annotated as ubiquitin-conjugating enzyme E2 E1-like. The record is from RefSeq and is a predicted model, not a curated record. Gene Ontology annotation, molecular function: ubiquitin conjugating enzyme activity. The transcript has 7 exons. Gene Ontology annotation, cellular component: nucleus. Bases 206 to 790 code for a protein of 194 amino acids. Lineage: Eukaryota; Metazoa; Chordata; Actinopteri; Cyprinodontiformes; Poeciliidae. Gene Ontology annotation, biological process: protein polyubiquitination.